AUGACUGUGGGCGUUCCCUCCUUUCGACUGCUGGAGGCCAGUAGACGGCUGGACGAGGUGGCCAAGCAGCCACUGGCCAGGAAGAGGGCUGGCCUGGUGGACCUGCUGAUCUCGAGAGCAGUGGCUCUCCACUUGCCUGGGUAUGCUGGCCGGCCCGGCCCUCUUGCCAGCGCCCGGGGACGGCUGUGCAGGGCAUCCCUCCUUCCUGCUCUGGCUGGCCAGGCGGGCACCACCUGCGUGGUUCAGAGGGAGAGGGAGAAAAGGUGCUGCAUCCUGGGAGGGGCACAGGUGGAGGUGCUUGGCUGCAGGGCAGGUGAGGGGCACCGUGUUGCCUCCGCCAGCAGCAGCCGCUCAGAGUCGGGGGUUUCUGAAAGUCUGGGCUCAGCACGGCACUUGUCAGCCCCAAACCAGACCGUCAUGUGCUUUGUGCUGACCAGCUCCUUGUUGCUGACCUGCUGCUUGCCCAUCUUUCUGAUGGGCGUGAGGUACUACUUCAGUAGAAAAGUUAUCCUCAGCUAUCUCGAGUGCGCACUGAAUACGGACAUGUCCGACAUUGAGCGAUAUUACAUGAAAUCGCCAGGUUCCUGCUUCUGGGUGGCAGUGCUGAACGGCAACGUGGUGGGCAUCGUGGCGGCAAGGGGCAACGAGGAGGACAACACGGUGGAGCUGCAUCGCAUGUCCGUGGACGCCAAGUACCGGGGGAAAGGGAUUGCCAAAGCGCUGGGCCGCAAGGUGCUGGAGUUCGCCAUGCUCAAUAACUAUUCCUCCGUCGUGCUGGGAACCACGGCGGUGAAGGUGGCGGCCCACCGGUUGUACGAGUCGCUGGGCUUCAAGCACGUGGGCGUCGUGGAACACUACACGCUGCCCGGGAUGACGCACUCCGUCCUGGAGCGAAUGUUUUUCCAGCUUCGCUAUCACCGCUACUGCCUGCAGCUGCGCGAGGAAUAG
Messenger RNA from Varanus komodoensis (Komodo dragon), 948 nucleotides. It is a transcript of the gene ASPNAT, whose product is annotated as N-acetyltransferase 8 like. Gene Ontology annotation, molecular function: L-aspartate N-acetyltransferase activity. The record is from RefSeq and is a predicted model, not a curated record. The transcript has 3 exons. Gene Ontology annotation, cellular component: mitochondrial membrane. The coding region runs from base 1 to 948 and encodes 315 amino acids. Lineage: Eukaryota; Metazoa; Chordata; Lepidosauria; Squamata; Varanidae.